UCGAGUGUAAUAAAUACUCCAAUCGUCCCUAGACAUUUCUUUUCAGCAUGAAAUUUAAGAAAAGAGAGCGCUGUUAGUUAAGUGGCUGAGAAUAAAAUAAGGGAGAUAACGCUAUAACCUCAUACAUCGAUCGAUAUGGCGGCGGAGGCAGCAAUCUCAUCGGCGGUGGAGCUACUCGGCAAUCUGCUGAUCCAGAAGGUGAAACUACUGCGAGGCGUGGAGGGAAAGGUGCGGUUGCUGAAAGAUGAGCUGGAAUCGAUGCAAUCUUUUCUAAUAGACGCAAACCGAAAGCAAGCUAAAGACGAAGGAGUCCGCGAUUGGAUAAGGAAGAUCCGAGAAAUUGCUUUCGACGCUGAAGACACCAUCGAAAUGUUCGUCAUCAAAGCCGAGUGUCUCGGGAGGAGAGGCCAUUUCGAAAGAUUCAUUAGCUUCCCGAAGCGCAUGCACGACCUCGACCAAAUCGGGGAUGAGAUCGACUCGAUCCGUGAUAGGCUUGAAGCGGUGGACAAAAUCCGCGAGAGGUACGGGAUACAGAUUGUCAAAGAGGCAGAUAAGGAGAAGGAUAAGGAGACGUCGCAAGCUGAAUCGCGGCGACGGUUGUGUCAUUGGCAAAAAGACGAACACCUGGUGAGCAUUAAAGAUGCUGUGGAGGAGGUGAUGCGAGAAGCGAUUCUGAAUGAGGAGAAGAGAGGGCUUUCAGUUGCGGUUAUACAAGGCAUGGGUGGGAUUGGGAAAUCCACACUUGCACGGGAGAUAUACUACCACCCCGACGUCGUUGGCGGUCCAUUCGAUCGGCGAGGAUGGGUUGUGGUGUCGAGUGAAUUUACUCCACAUGAGACGAUCAAGCAGAUCAUCUUCCAGCUGUCCAGAUCGGAUGAGGAGAAGGAGAAAAAGGAGAAGGAGGAGGAGAAAAAGAAAAAUAAAGUGGCUGAAGAAAUCCAGAUAUUGGAGCAGUCGACCAAGGAUGAGCAUUAUAUCUUACAGAAGCUUCAAGAAAUGCUGUACAAACAACUAGAGGGAUCAACUUAUUUCAUAGUUAUGGACGAUGUGUGGGAGCAAGACCAUUGGAAAUGUUUCAACGGUGCUUUCCCCAAUCAACAAGAUAAAACAAGUAGAUUAAUCCUUACGACCCGCAACAAGAUUAUUGCAAAGCAUGAUCAAUAUGUGUUUAAGAUGAAGUUUCUAGAUCCCGAGAAAAGUUGGGAACUGUUCUUGAAGAAGACAUUCAUUAACCACACCUAUGGCACAUGUCCAGAAGAAUUAGAGAGUAUUGGCAAACAAAUCUUGGAAAAAUGUGAUGGUUUGCCAUUAGCAAUUAGCGUGGCAGGAGGCUUACUUAUGGAUGUUCAAGACAGGAGAAGAUGGCAAGAAGUUCUGGAUCAAAUUGAUACCAAUAUUCCCAAAAAUAAUGUACCAAAUAUUUUGGGAUUGAGUUAUCAAAAUUUAUGUUCCCCUCUGAAAUUAUGCUUCCUAUGUCUAGCCUUUUUCAAGGAAGACGCUACUAUUCCUUCAAAUGAGUUAUUAAGCAUAUGGCAUGCACUAGGCUUGAUCCAAGAGAAUGGAAGUAGAAGUAUAGAUGAUAUUGGAAGAGGUUAUUUAGACGAGUUGAUCAAUCGAAACAUGGUUCAAAUCAAGGAUUUAACGCUGGAUGGCCGCGUUAAAAACUGCCAUUUACAUGAUCUUUUACGGGAAGUGUGUUUGGUGAAGGCGAAAGAGGAAAUGGGGUUUCAUAUAAUCGAGAGGGGAGAGGAGGUGGCGACGAUAGCUCCUGUCUCUUCCUCGUGGAAGCCUCGUCAUCGCAUUGUCUAUGGUCGGAACCUCGACACGCUGCUGAUGGAGCAUACCCGCCAUCUCCGCUCUCUCUUCAUCGUCAAUUCCGUCUCCGAUGGCUUCAGCGAUGUCUGUGUGAAAACCCCAUUCCGUUUCUGGAAGAGUUUUCAGUUGCUCGAGAUACUCUACCUUGAAGGUGUUGGUUGGCGGAGUUUCCCUCACUCGUUCCGCUCGUUGAUCAGGCUGAGGUACCUAAGAAUACAGUCUGAUUCUGAGUCUGAAUCCGCUGAGAGGAUCCGGAUCCCAGGGUGGUUCGGUCACCUCAAAAGACUUGAGAUUCUCGACGCCAGGAGCGAGAACCUCGAGUUACCAGAGGCUACUCUGGAAAUGGAUCGGCUGCGCUACUUCAGCGCAGCUCGCGUGCACGGGCUAGCGUCCAUAUUCAGCUGGAAACAUGUGGAGACGUUGAAAUACAUCAGCGUAGACGACCUGCUGCGGUGCAGCACAACCUCGCUCUCGACCUGUCCUGUUCGAGAGCUGGGUCUGUUUCUUGACCGGGAGAGAGAGGGAGACGUGCUCAAGAGAGCGAGGGAGUCGAUGGAAGAGAUGAUGAAUCUCGUGAAACUGGAGCUGAAGUGGGAUCUGUCGCUGUGGAUCGAGCCAGCGAUGAUCCCUCAUCUCGCAGGGCUCACGAAGCUGAAGCUGCGAGGGAGGAUGAGGAGGUGCCCGGAUCCGGGCGUGUUCCCGCCGAAUCUUACCUAUCUGACGCUCGUGCACACAUUUCUAGAGGAGGAUCCGAUGGCGGAGCUGGGCAAGCUGCAAAAGCUGGAGUACCUGAAGUUAAGUGGCUAUGCGUGCUUGGUCGAGAGGCUGAGAGUGUUGCGCGGGGGAUUCCUCGGCCUCAAAGGGCUCUCCAUUAAGGAUACGUAUUUGUUGAAAAGGAUAGAUGUGGAAGAAGGUGGAAUGCCGCAACUCAAACUACUACGGAUCCAGCAAUGCCCGGACUUGAAGACUACCAAUUUGCCCCAACGAAUUCUUGCAUCAUUGUCAUCGGUAUGAUCAAAAGUUAUGGAAACAUUUCAUGUUUAUAUCAUUUGAUGUACUAUUUGGUUUUGCAUAUGACGAAAAUACCCAAAAAUCGAAUAUUUAAUCUGAAAUAAAUUGUAAUAUAGUUUGA
Molecule: messenger RNA, 2947 nt
Organism: Salvia hispanica
Lineage: Eukaryota; Viridiplantae; Streptophyta; Magnoliopsida; Lamiales; Lamiaceae
Product: disease resistance protein RPP8-like
Biological process (GO): defense response to other organism
Molecular function (GO): ADP binding
Source: RefSeq, a predicted model, not a curated record